AUGUCUAAGAUCGGACUAGCAGUGUUCAUCGUGGCCCUCACUCUGGUGCGCUCCGAGCCCCCAGUGAAUUCGUAUCUGCCACCAGGAGGCGGUGGUCCAGGAGGCGGCAACGGAGGAGGCAGUGGAGGUCCGUCGAACACCUACGGACCACCUGGUUUCGACAGCCAGAGUGGCGGCGGGGGUGGCAACGGAGGUGGUCUGUCGAACAGCUACGGGGUACCAACUAAUGGAAACGGUUACAACGGCGGUGGUUCUGGAAGCGGAAGACCCGGCUCGAACGGCGGCGGCAGAGGAAACGGGGGUGGUUUCGGGGGUGGUCAGCCAUCCAGCUCCUACGGAGCUCCAUCAAACGGCUUUGGUGGAAACGGAGGCGGUGGUAAUGGAAGGCCCUCGAGCAGCUACGGAGCACCUGACGGAGGAAAUGGACGACCAUCGAGUAGUUAUGGGGCACCUGGUGGUGGAAACGGGGGCCCGGGGAACGGAAGACCGUCGAGCAGUUACGGGGCACCUGGUGGCGGAAACGGGGGCUCGGGGAACGGAAGACCGUCGAGCAGUUAUGGAGCACCGAAUGGUGGUAACGGGGGCGCUGGAAACGGAAGACCGUCGAGCAGCUACGGAGCACCCGAUGGAGGAAGUGGACGACCAUCGAGCAGCUACGGAGCACCUGGUGGAGGGAAUGGACGACCAUCGAGCAGUUACGGGGCACCUGGUGGCGGAAACGGGGGCUCAGGAAACGGGAGACCAUCGAGCAGUUACGGAGCACCCGAAGGUGGAAAUGGUUUCGGCGGUGGCAACGGAGGUGGACCUCCAUCCGGUCUUUAUGGACCUCCGGGAAGGAAUGGAAACGGACAAGGAGGCAACGGUGGACGACCGUCGAGCAGCUACGGGCCACCUGGCAGAAGCGGAAAUAACGGUGGUGGAAAUGGAGGAUAUAACGGUGGCAACGGUGGAUAUCCAUCGGGUGGACCAGGUGGAAACGGAGGUGGCAACGGUGGUUACCCCUCGGGUGGACCAGGUGGAAAUGGAAAUGGCAACGGUGGUUAUCCCUCGGGAGGCCCGGGUGGCAAUGGAAAUGGUAACGGUGGUUACGGCUCUGGCGGACCGGGAGGAAAUGGCAACGGCAAUGGCGGUGGUUACGGCGGAAAUGGAGACGAAGAAAGUAACGAACCAGCCAAGUACGAAUUCUCUUAUGAGGUGAAGGACGAGCAGUCUGGAGCUGAUUACGGUCACACGGAAACCAGAGACGGAGAUCGCGCCCAGGGAGAGUUCAACGUUCUUCUUCCCGAUGGAAGGAAGCAAAUCGUUGAGUACGAGGCCGACGAGGAUGGAUUCAAGCCUCAGAUCCGAUACGAGGGCGAAGCUAACUCCGAAGGAUACGGAUCUGGUGGACCAGGUGGAAACGGUGGUGAUAAUGGAUACCCAAGCGGAGGUCCUAACGGAAAUGGAAACGGCGGAAACGGUGGAUACCCGUCUGGUGGACCAAACGGAGGAAACGGAAAUAGCGGUUAUCCAUCUGGAAGGCCAGGUGGCAACGGCGGUGGCGGAAAUGGUGGCAACGGUAAUGGAGGAUAUCCAUCUGGAAGUGGCGGUGAUGCCGCGGCCAACGGAGGGUACCAAUAUUAA
Molecule: messenger RNA, 1623 nt
Organism: Hylaeus anthracinus
Lineage: Eukaryota; Metazoa; Arthropoda; Insecta; Hymenoptera; Colletidae
Product: pro-resilin-like
Exons: 5
Coding region: 1-1623 (540 amino acids)
Cellular component (GO): extracellular matrix
Source: RefSeq, a predicted model, not a curated record